This is a messenger RNA of Cyprinodon variegatus (sheepshead minnow), 2065 nucleotides long. RefSeq names its product protein C, inactivator of coagulation factors Va and VIIIa (gene proca). Bases 204 to 1514 code for a protein of 436 amino acids. Gene Ontology annotation, cellular component: extracellular region. The transcript is spliced from 9 exons. Gene Ontology annotation, molecular function: calcium ion binding; serine-type endopeptidase activity. Gene Ontology annotation, biological process: proteolysis; blood coagulation. NCBI's taxonomy places the organism in Eukaryota, Metazoa, Chordata, Actinopteri, Cyprinodontiformes, Cyprinodontidae. The record is from RefSeq and is a predicted model, not a curated record.
GUUAAAGGGGGCGGCUGUGUGUGUAUUGACAGUGUUGGCAGAACUCAGCUGCAGACUGUGGACCCUCUGCAAACAUAGGUAGUUAGUUAUUAACACAAUCGAAGCAGUCAGAACCAGCGUCUCUGCCUACAGCCUUAACUCUUCAUCUCAGACUGUGUUCGACUUUGCUUUGUGUCGGUGAAGACCCUGUUUCAUCUGAGGCCAUGUUUCGCCCUGUGUUCUAUCUGCUGGUCUGCAUCGCUCUGUGGUCAGCAUCAGUCAUUAGUCUCUCAGUGUUCUCAGACGCCCCAAAGGCUCAUAUGCUGCUCCGGUCCCGCCGGGCCAAUAGCUUCCUGGAGGAGAUCAAACCCCCCUCCAUGGAGCGCGAAUGUGUGGAGGAGAAGUGUGACUUUGAAGAAGCCAGAGAGAUUUUCCAGACCCGGGAGGCUACACUGGAGUUCUGGACUGUCUACACUGAUGGGAACCAGUGUCAGUCCCACAAGUGUGAUCAUGGUGCUUGUAUGGAUCUUUAUCAGACCUACAAGUGCAUCUGUUACCCAGGAUACGAGGGCAAAUACUGCGAAUACAAUAUAACAGCCACAAACUGCACCGUGGAUAAUGGUGACUGUGACCAUGAAUGCAUGGAAAACGAGGACGGCCAGGGGAGGAGCUGCAGCUGUUUGAAAGGAUACAAUCUGGAGAACGACUCCAGAAAGUGUAGCCCGAAAAGUACUUCAUCUUGUGGUCAGAUUCUGAUCCACAGGUCGGAGUACAGUGAGCCUGUGGAGGGUCUGCUGCCAUGGACGCUCGGAGGGGAAGUGGGCAAAAAAGGGGAGAGCCCUUGGCAGGUGCUUCUAUUGAACGAGAAAGGGAUUUUUCACUGUGGAGGAGUCCUAAUUGAUGAAAAUUGGGUGCUGACGGCUGCCCACUGCCUUCAAAACACCUUCAAGUUCAGCGUACGGCUUGGUGACUAUGAAAGAUUCAGGAAUGAAGGCACAGAGGUGCUUCUUAGAGUCACCAAGACCUUCAAACACCCUAAAUACAACAGCAUGACGGAGGACAACGACAUCGCCCUGCUGCGUCUGCAGUCCCCUGCUCCUCUUUCUAAAUACAUUGUCCCGAUCUGCUUACCAGGACGCUCCUUGGCGGAGAAGGUGCUGCACCUUAAUGGCACCACCACUGUGGUUACAGGCUGGGGCAAAGAUGACACCGGGAAGCUUAGCUCAGCACUGAACUUCAUAAAAGUCCCACUGGUUAAUCACAGCUUCUGCAGGCAGCAGAUGUUUCCCCAUGACCUCACCAACAAUGUCCUUUGCGCCGGAAUUCUGGGUGAGAGAAUUGAUGCUUGCGAGGGAGACAGUGGUGGGCCGAUGGUCACUCUGUACCGGGACACCUGGUUCCUGAUUGGCCUGGUGUCAUGGGGCGAGGGCUGUGGCAUGGUAGAUAAGUUGGGCAUCUACACCAAGGUGUCCAACUACAAUGAGUGGAUCAGCCAAGUACAAGAAGAAUGGGACAGACGUCAUCAUCCUCAAUAACACAGAAACAUCUAAAGCUUAAACAAAUCAUUUUAUCUGUGCAAUCAGACACAGAGGGCAAACUCAAUGCAUCAAAGAUUUUUCAAAACUUUGUUUAAUAAACCUCUUAACUCUAAAGAAGCUUGAGUUUGUCUGUUUACAAUCUGUUUACUAAAACAAUUUAAUCAUGAUUAAAUAGUUUCAGCCCUAACCAGAACUUCUGACUCUUCGGAUACAUCCAAACAUGUUGUUUUACAUGGUCAAUUGCGCCAUCAUGGUCAUCCUAUUGGGCUACAGUCUACACUAGAGGUCACAGAUUAGGUCCGGAUCCGGACCUAACUGCUGGCUAAUCUGGACCCAACCUGAUUUAUAAAUUACUGCAUGUUGUCCGACGGCAGUGUCUAACUUCACUUGAGCCGCUUCUCCUGUUUAUAUGGUAAAGGCCUCUGGAGUGUCCGACACCAGGCUGCACGUGAUCCAAAUUAGCCAAUGAGCUGUCAGUCUGGGUUGCUGCUGCUAGCUACUUUUAGACACAGCUGGCAAACCUGUGGCAAGCCGGGCGAUGGGAAAGA